AUGGUGGAGGAAGGCGGAUCGGACGUGAUCGUCAGGGCGGCGUCUGUGGACUCGAUGGAAUCUCGCUGGGUGUUCCAGGACUCCGAGGAGGAGGAGGGGGAGGAGGAGGAGGAGGAUGAUGAUGACGAGCCGCAGCAGCGGCAAGGAGGAGUGCCUGACUAUGAUGACUCCGCCGAGCAGAAGUUGAUCCGGACCGGGCCGCGUGUAGAUUCCUUCGACGUCGAGGCUCUUGAGGUCCCCGGCGCUCAGCGUAAUGAUUAUGAGGAUUUUAGCUUUGGCAAACAAAUUGUGCUUGCAUUUCAGACGCUUGGUGUUGUCUUUGGUGAUGUUGGGACCAGUCCACUUUAUACUUUUAGUGUGAUGUUCACUAAAGCGCCCAUAAAUGGAAAUGAAGAUGUCCUCGGCGCAUUGUCUCUUGUUAUAUACACAUUAGUUCUGAUCCCUGUUGUCAAGUAUGUCCUUGUGGUUUUGUGGGCGAAUGAUGAUGGUGAAGGUGGUACUUUUGCAUUGUACUCGUUGAUUUGUAGGCAUGCGAAGGUCAGUCUUCUCCCGAAUCAGCUGCCAUCAGAUGCUCGGAUAUCAAACUUCAAACUGAAGGUGCCGUCUCCUGAACUUGAGAGAUCAUUGAAGAUCAAGGAAAGACUUGAAACAUCACUGAUGUUGAAAAAGCUGCUUCUUAUGUUAGUUCUUGCUGGAACUUCCAUGGUGAUAGCUGAUGGGGUUGUUACGCCAGUGAUGUCAGUCAUGUCAGCUGUUGGUGGCUUAAAGGUUGGGGUUGCCCCCAUUGAUCGAGAGAACGUGAUGAUGAUUUCAGUUGCGUUUCUUAUAGUUUUAUUUAGUGUACAGAAGUUUGGAACAAGUAAACUGGGACUUGUUGUGGGACCUGCUUUGUUUAUAUGGUUUUGUUCCCUUGCCGGUGUUGGAAUUUACAAUCUCAUCAAAUAUGAUAGCUGUGUAUGGAGGGCAUUUAAUCCCAUUCACAUCUAUUACUUUUUUAAGAGAAAUUCGACUAAGGCUUGGCAUGCCCUCGGUGGGUGUCUUCUAUGUGCAACAGGUUCGGAGGCAAUGUUUGCUGAUCUUUGCUACUUUUCAGUAGGUUCAAUUCAGCUUACGUUUGUAUUUCUUGUACUGCCUUGCCUUCUUUUGGGUUACUUGGGGCAGGCUGCUUACCUCAUUGAAAAUCAUACUGAUUAUGAGCAAGUGUUCUUCUCCUCCAUCCCAAGUGGCGUUUUCUGGCCCGUCCUACUUAUUGCUAAUGUGGCUGCACUCAUUGCCAGCCGUGCAAUGACAACAGCCACAUUUUCAUGCAUCAAACAGUCAACGGCACUUGGAUGUUUUCCUCGCCUUAAAAUCAUCCACACGUCUCAGAAAUUCAUGGGUCAGAUAUAUAUACCCGUCAUGAAUUGGUUUCUAAUGGUAGUUUGUUUGGUCUUUGUCUGCACAAUUUCAAGCAUUACGGAGAUCGGCAAUGCCUAUGGAAUUGCUGAGCUGGUAGUGAUGAUGAUGACAACAGUACUGGUAACUAUUGUGAUGCUUCUGAUUUGGCAAAUAAACAUCAUUGUCGUGCUGAGCUUUGUGGCCGUUUUCAUUGGGAUAGAAUUGACUUUCUUCUCAUCAGUUUUAUGGAGUGUGGGAGAUGGAAGUUGGAUAAUUUUGGUCUUUGCCGCUGUCAUAUUCCUCAUUAUGUACAUAUGGAACUACGGUAGUAAUCUGAAGUAUCAAACUGAAGUCAAGCAGAAAUUGUCUAUGGAUUUGCUAAGGGAACUGGGUAGCAAUCUUGGGACUGUGAGAGCUCCUGGGAUUGGCCUAAUGUACAAUGAACUAGUGAAGGGUGUACCUGCUAUUUUCGGACAUUUCCUUACUACGCUACCUGCAGUCCACUCCAUGAUCAUCAUCGUGUGUAUUAAGUAUGUCCCAGUUCCUAUGGUACCGCAGGGCGAGCGGUUUCUUUUCCGGAGAGUCUGCCCGAAAAGCUAUCACAUAUUUCGAUGCAUUGCCAGAUACGGGUACAAGGAUGUCAGGAAAGAGAACCACCAGGCAUUUGAGCAACUACUGAUUGAGAGCCUCGAGAAGUUCAUCCGCCGGGAGGCUCAGGAAAGGUCACUGGAGAGUCACGAAGAUGACGAGGAUUCAGAUAAGGAGGAGGCCGCCACUUCCUCUAGGCUUGUGAUGGCUGCCAAUGGUAGCAUGUAUUCACUAGAUGUCCCACUCCUUUCUGAGUACGACGGACAUUCAACCAAGCCCAUGCAGGCAUCAGAAGCUAGCACCUCUGCUGCUCCUUCAACGGAGUUGACCUUAGAUCCAGAGCAGAGUCUCGAGAGGGAGUUGUCCUUCAUUCGGCAGGCGAAACAAUGCGGGGUUGUCUAUCUCCUUGGUCACGGAGAUAUCAGGGCAAGAAAGGACUCCUGGUUCAUAAAGAAGCUGGUCAUAAACUACUUUUACGCCUUUCUGAGAAAAAAUUGCCGGAGAGGGAUUGCAAAUUUAAGCGUUCCCCACUCACAUCUGAUGCAAGUUAGCAUGACCUACAUGGUCUAAUGGUUUCAUUCUCGAACAUCAAUUUGUCAUCCCAAGCUAAGAAAAGAGAAGCGGGGGAAAGUUGAUUGGAAUUUGAAUUGUUUCGACCUCAUUAUUUCGUACAUAUGAUGCAGGACAGGACCUUGGGUUGGGGAUGAAAAAGCCCAGGGUACCGUGCAGGCUUGGAGUCGAGUCUCGGGUAAUAUUUUGGUUGCUCAAUUUUGCUUAUAUUUUUUCGAGUCUCUUUUUCGUUUGCCUGAUUGGAACUUGAUUGGAAUUAUUCAUUAAAGGUAAUCUUGUUAAUUACAAUUACGGUGCCAAAUGUUGAAAUUUGUCCCGUGGAGGCGAGUUUUCCACAGGUUUUCCGUCGAUGGAUAUGCAUGUUUUCAACUCUGAAUGAAUGCCCACAGAAAGGUGAUGACUCCCCUGCACAUCUGAUUACAAGAUAAGGAAAUGGGACCUCAGACAGAACUACGUAUGUGAUCAUACGAGAUAAUAGUUGCAUACACGCGACUAGGGAAGUACCCGCGUCCGACUGAGAUUGAUUGGAGAAAUUUCUGUACAAUGUCAACUGAACUUGCACAGAAAACCCGCCGGUCUAAAAGCCAAAGCUGCUCCAUGAUGAUUAAUUGUACAUUGGACAGGAUUUCUUGAAUGAUUCGCGAAAGAAAAGAUUACGAGGGGCUGUGCGAUCAGCGUAAAGCUUAUGGCCUUUUAGCUUCACUUUUAAGAUGCGUCUUUGUGGAACAUGUAGAAGGAUCCUUGAGGAUUCUUGCCAAUGACAUCAAUAUCGCAUAUCCUCUUGGCAUGAAAUCUUUGUAAGAGUAUCAAAGAUGUUCCGUUCGAAGAUUUGGGACGUUCGAACUGGUCCAUGAUGCUA
Molecule: messenger RNA, 3394 nt
Organism: Punica granatum (pomegranate)
Lineage: Eukaryota; Viridiplantae; Streptophyta; Magnoliopsida; Myrtales; Lythraceae
Source: RefSeq, a predicted model, not a curated record